AUGGACAUCCGCAGCUUCUUCAAGCCCAAGCCGGGCCAGGAGAAGAAGAAGGCGUCUUCAUCCCCGAAGCCGCCGACGCCGAAGAAGGCCGCGUCGCCGAAGAAGGCCGCGUCGCCGGCGAAGAAGUCGCCGGCCAAGCGCAAGGCGCCGUCGCCGGCCCCGGCGCCGCCGGCCAAGGCGCCGACCCCCAAAAAGAAGGAGUUCGCCGCCGCGGAGGAGAAGAAGGUCGCCGUGCUCCGGGGCUUUCCCGCGCUCGAGGCCCUGGCGGCGGAGUCGGCGGCCGCGGUCGCCGCGGCCGGCGGCGCGAAGCCCAAGCCGCCCAAGGCCGCGCCGGCGGCGCCGCGGGCCGCGGCCGUGUCGGGCCUCUGGGCGGACCGCCACAAGCCCAAGAGCCAGAAGGACAUCCUCGGCAACGGCGACGUCUGCAAGAAGCUCGGUUUGUGGCUCGACGACUGGGAGAAGGUGCACCUCGGCGACGAGAAGAAGCGCAAGAAGCCCGCCUUCGCCAAGGAGAACCCGGGCGCCAAGGCCGCGCUGCUGAGCGGGCCGCCGGGCAUCGGCAAGAGCUCCAUGGCCGCGCUGCUCUGCGCCGCGCGCGGCUUCGACGUCGUCGAGCUCAACGCGUCGGACACGCGGUCCGCGCGGACCGUCGAGGAGACGCUCGGCGACGCCUUGGGCUGCCAGGUCGUGUCGUCGUCCUUCGCGAAGAAGGGCGCCGCGCCGCCGUCGAAGAAGCGCCUCCGCCGCGUCGUCAUCAUGGACGAGAUCGACGGCCUCAGCGGCAGCGACCGCGGCGGGUCCCAGGCCCUCGUCAAGCUCAUCAAGUCGUCGUCGACGCCCAUCAUCUGCAUCUGUAACGACCGCCAGUCCGCCAAGGUCAAGACCCUCGCGAACCACUGCUUCGACCUCCGCUUCAAGCGGCCCAUGAAGGUCACGAUCGCGAAGCGCGUCAUGGCCAUCGCGAUGAAGGAGGGGCUGACCAUCGAGCAGAACGCCGCGGAGCUGCUCGUCGAGUCCUGCGGCAACGACAUCCGCCAGUGCCUCAACGCGCUGCAGAUGUGGGCGACGUCCGAGGGCGAGGCGGAGACGUGCUCCUACACCGCGAUGAAGGACCGGCUCUCGACGAUCUCCAAGGACGCGAUCCAGCGCGUGACGCCCUUCGACGGCGCCAAGAUCAUCCUCAGCGACGUGCGGCGCAAGUCCCACUUCGACCGCUGCGACGCGUUCUUCACGGACUACUCGCUCGUGCCGCUGCUCGUGCAGCACAACUACGUGACGGCCGCGUCCGCGGCGCGCGACGCCCAGGGCAAGCCCUGCUCCGUCGACGAGAAGCUGAACCGCCUCGAGGCCGCGGCGGCGUGCCUCAGCGACGUCGACCUCAUCGACCGCCGCGUCCACGCGGACCAGGAGUGGGGGCUGCUGACGACGGAGGCGUCGCUCACGGUCCGCGCGGGCGUGCUCGUCGACGGCUCCUGCAUGGCGCCCCAGUUCAGCGCCUGGUUCGGCAAGAACUCGACGACGAAGAAGUCGAAGCGCCAGUGCGGCGAGCUCGCGCUCCACCUCGGCUCGCGCAUCUCGGGCACGCGCGACGCCGUCCGCCGCGACUACCUGCCCAUGCUCGCGAAAUACGUCACGCGGCCCCUCGUCGACGGCGGCGCCGCGGGCGUCGCGGAGACCAUCGCGCGCCUCGACGAGUACGGCCUCUCCAAGGACGACCUCUUCGAGACGCUCCCGGACCUCCAGCUCGGCGGCGCCAAGGUCCCGGGCCUCGACGCGCUCGACACCAAGGUCAAGACCCACUUCACGAAGACCUACAACGCGGGCACGCACGGCUCCCAGGCGCUCCAGCCCCAGAACCUCGUCGCCAAGAAGAAGAAGCGCAAGGCCGACGACGACGCGCCGGGCGUCGCGCGCGACGACGACGACUACGUCGACGACGACGACGACGAGGAGGACCUCGACGUGUCCAUGUUUAGCAAGAAGAAGAAGAAGAAGGCGCCCGCGAAGAAGGCGCCCGCGAAGAAGGCGCCCGCGGCCCGGAAGCCCGCGGCCAAGAAGUCGAAGAAGGGCUAG
Aureococcus anophagefferens is the source of this 2073-nucleotide messenger RNA. RefSeq lists its product as hypothetical. Bases 1 to 2073 code for a protein of 690 amino acids. Lineage: Eukaryota; Pelagophyceae; Pelagomonadales; Pelagomonadaceae. Gene Ontology annotation, cellular component: DNA replication factor C complex; nucleus. The record is from RefSeq and is a predicted model, not a curated record. Gene Ontology annotation, molecular function: DNA binding; DNA clamp loader activity; ATP binding. Gene Ontology annotation, biological process: DNA repair; DNA replication. The transcript is spliced from 2 exons.